CUCGCCGUUCAGCCUAUUGCGGCUGCCUGAGCUUGCCUAUCAUAUCACAAUGUAUUCAUACUUUCCUAGAGAUCAAUCUUGCUUCGUUAUGGGCGGCCCCAAGGGUGGGGUCUCGAUUUAGUCCAACUCACGAUCGCGACGUCAGCGCUGACUUGGAUAGCGACUGUCCUUCGUACACACAAUUGACUAUCCAAAGCAGUAUUACUCAGAAUAUCUACAAUUUUGCACCACUAGCAUAGGUGAAUAAGCCACCAUGUCAUUGACUCUUCUAGCCACGGAGCUAUUGCUCCAUGUAUUUCGUUCAUGUGAAACCAUAUCAGAUAUAUUAAACCUCGCAUCAACCUGCCGACGACUUCGUAUUGUCUUUACUCAAUCCAAUAAGCUACAGAUCUUCGCCGACAUCGCUGAGCGCGAGUUCGGUCCGCUGGACGAGAUCAUUCAACUCGUAACGCAAAACGCAAGUCAACCAGCUCACUUGAAGCGCACGGCUCCCCUGACCGAUUCCCUCCUCAAGCAAAUUGUCCAAGCCGGACGUGUCGCCCAGAAAUGGGAGACGAUCUACCCCGUCAAGAAAUGGAAGGCGGACUAUGAGAACCGGCGAUCAUUGACGGAUGACGAGCGAUUUCGCCUCCGUCGCGCCAUCUACCGACUGUGGCUCUACCAUCGCGCGUUCCACAAUCGUACCCAUGAUAGAUUCGGCCGUCACCUCCCACACGUGGUUACCGAGCGCGCACAACUCCUGCAUAACUGGUCUACGCAGGAAUUGGCCGAUAUCGAGGAUGUGCGCCUCAUUAUCACCGAUAUUGUCCAGAACCAUAUCUGUCCUAGUAACGGGACAAUUCAGCGAAAGUUUCGCAAACGCUACCCGGAAAGUCACCAUCAGUUAGCAUUUAACAUCCAUCUGAAUUAUCCAGCACCCAACAACCCCCUUGGAUCUUCUGGACUCUUUGAUAAAAGCCCCGAUUCCGUCAGCCAGUACUAUCAUACCGCCCACCCUGGGCGUUCCGCAGAGUCUCCAGCCAAAUACAGAUCUAGGUUCCGCAAUGAUUUCUUCCAUGACCCCGGCUCGGAAGGCUGGGGCGACGAAAUUCCACACUACUACGUGGUGCAGGAUAUGAUGAAGCUCGACCCGGGCCAGGUUCUCUGGCUGCGCGAACAUGCGCCGUUAAAAGAGCAAGUUGAGAGCUAUGUCCAGUCCCUAGGAGAAUGGUUCCGCGAUAACGGAGAGACAUUCGGCGAUACAUUUGAAUGGGUAAUGAACGAGAGAGGCGACGACAUCGAAGAAUUCAGGGCCGCUAUUUCAGACCGGGAAGUCGGAAUCGUGUGGGAUUAGUACUUGGCAUAGAAUACGCAUAGGCGCUAUGGUGUAGUACCAUAAUAAUGCAUUACCAAGAAGCUAAUGCAAUAGCAAUCAUCGAACCCCCCAAAUCCUUCACAAACACACAGAUCCCAUCAGCAAGCAAGGAUAACAAACACACCGAGGGAUUACCGGCCACCCACUCACCACAUCAUAAAAUCCCUCAUAAUAAGCUACCGCCUCACCUCCCUACAGUAAUUUCCAGUCUUGUUCCCCAAAAUAGAAAACCCCGACUGCAAUCUAACCAUCCCAUCCAGUUCGGUCGUGGAUGCAAAGACGUUCUGGAAUCCAAUCAACUUAAUUAUACCCUCUCCUUCCUAGUACUCCCUGAUCGGCCCACCCUAAACCACACUCAGGGUCAAGAAUGUCGACUGGGGCUCUGGGGAUGGAAUGGAGAGAGCUAAAGAACACAGCACCAAUGGGCGACUUCGCAGUGGGUUUUAGAGGGAGUAGGGGAGGCUCCGGCGUGGAAUUUAGGUACUAGGGUUAGGGUGGUUAGUUCCAGUGGGGACCUUUGAGCGGGAGGAAUAAUAAUUAAUUUAAUUUUAAUAUAUUAUUUGAUUAUUUUCCCUCUAGAGAUUUUCCAUAUGUAUACAGAGUUAUAGUCAUGAUUAUUGCAUCUCAUGUAAGGAUAGGCAGCAGUGAGGCAAUGGUGUUGACUGUGACCAUGGAUUGUUGCC
Messenger RNA from Aspergillus alliaceus, 2037 nucleotides. RefSeq lists its product as uncharacterized. The record is from RefSeq and is a predicted model, not a curated record. NCBI's taxonomy places the organism in Eukaryota, Fungi, Ascomycota, Eurotiomycetes, Eurotiales, Aspergillaceae. The transcript has 2 exons. Bases 254 to 1333 code for a protein of 359 amino acids.